AUGAAAAGACAACCAGGGACACGCGCAUGGAUCAUUGAAGGGUAGUUAUGUCUUUUCCCGAAAUUAAAGAGUAUCAAGCUAUCUAGCCUUUUAUUAUGGGUCCACGUGUAUUUUUUCCUUUUCUGGCGGUUGAUAUUUGGGAGGAGGGAAGUGGAAACACCGAGGACUAGAUUCCAAAUGUUGUUUUUGGAACGUUUGCUUUGAUUUUUGAGGGUUAUAGAGAUGGGUUUUUUGAGUUCUAUACUGGGUUUUUGUGGAUUUGGAGUUGGAGUUUCUGCUGGCUUGGUGAUCGGUUACUUUAUGUUCAUUUAUUUUCAGCCAAACGAUGUUAAGGACCCUGUUAUUCGUCCAUUGGUCGAACGAGACACUCAAAGCUUGCAGCAAUUACUUCCUGAAAUUCCUAUUUGGGUUAAAUGUCCGGAUUAUGACCGUGUGGACUGGCUCAACAAAUUUCUUGAGCUCAUGUGGCCUUAUCUGGACAAGGCUAUUUGCAGGACUGCGAAGAAUGUUGCUGCACCUAUUAUUGCGGAGCAAAUCCCAAAGUAUAAAAUUGACUCUGUUGAAUUUGAAACACUGACUUUGGGGUCCUUACCACCUACUUUCCAAGGUAUGAAGGUCUAUGUUACUGAUGAGAAAGAGUUGAUGAUGGAACCAUACUUAAAAUGGGCCAGCAAUCCUAAUGUCACUGUUGCGGUCAAAGCAUUUGGAUUGAAAGCAACUGUUCAGGUUAUCGACUUGCAGAUCUUUGCAGCUCCACGUAUUACUCUGAAGCCUCUAGUUCCGAGCUUUCCUUGUUUUGCCAAAAUCUUUGUGUCACUUAUGGAGAAGCCACAUGUUGACUUCGGGUUGAAGUUAUUGGGUGCUGAUCUCAUGUCCAUUCCUGGGUUGUACAGGUUUGUCCAGGAGACAAUUAAAGAUCAAGUUGCUAACAUGUAUCUAUGGCCUAAAGCUCUAGAAGUACAAAUUUUGGAUCCAUCCAAAGCCAUGAAAAGACCAGUUGGGAUUUUACAUGUUAAGAUUUUGAGGGCAAUGAAGUUGAGAAAGAAGGACUUAUUGGGCGCAUCUGAUCCUUAUGUAAAACUUAAGCUUACAGAGUCAAAGCUUCCAUCUAAAAAGACCACGGUGAAGCAUAGUAAUUUGAAUCCAGAGUGGAAUGAGGAAUUUAGUAUGGUAGUUAAAGAUCCGGAAUCACAAGCAUUGGAGAUCUCUGUUUAUGAUUGGGAACAGAUAGGGAAACAUGACAAGAUGGGUACGAAUAGCGUCCCGCUGAGAGAUUUGACUCCUGAUGAGUCAAAAACUAUGACACUUGAUCUCCUGAAGAAUAUGGAUCUGAAUGAUGUUCAGAAUGACAAGCAACGUGGACAGAUUGUAGUAGAAUUGACGUAUAAACCGUUUAAGGAGGAGGAUUUGCCAAAAGAUUUUGAAGAGGCUGGAACAGUUUUAAAAGCUCCCGAAGGAACGCCACCAGGGGGAGGUGUCCUUGUAGUUAUAGUCCAUCAAGCUGAAGAUGUUGAAGGAAAGAACCACACUAAUCCAUAUGUCAGGAUUAUCUUUAAAGGGGAGGAGAGAAAAACUAAGCAAGUGAAGAAGAACAGGGAUCCAAGAUGGGAAGAGGAGUUUAGUUUUGUGUUGGAGGAGCCUCCCGUGAAUGAUAAACUGCAUGUGGAAGUUAUCAGUACCUCAACAAGGAUUGGCCUUCUACAUCCAAAGGAAGUGUUAGGGUAUAUUGAUAUAAGUCUUUCAGAUGUCGUCCACAACACAAGGAUCAACGAGAAGUACCACCUCAUAGAUUCAAAAAAUGGACGGAUUCAAGUUGAGCUGCAAUGGAGGACCGCUAAAUAAUCUUAUCCCGCCUUUGCUAAGUUACAUACUUCAUAACGUCUUUUGCUAAAUUCCCUCUUACGCUAAGACAGACAUUUUCCUUACUCCAAACUCGCGUGUUGAAAAAUCAUUGGAUGUUUGUGUACAUAGUACAAUGACAACCUGGUUAUGGUUAUUUAUAUUUUCAGUACAGUACAGUUCUUCUCUGCAUAGCAGAUCGGCUCUGAAACGGCAUCCCUUAGAUAUAUUUGAUUCUCAUCUUUCAUUAGAUAUUA
Molecule: messenger RNA, 2096 nt
Organism: Nicotiana attenuata
Lineage: Eukaryota; Viridiplantae; Streptophyta; Magnoliopsida; Solanales; Solanaceae
Product: synaptotagmin-1-like
Exons: 12
Coding region: 223-1842 (539 amino acids)
Cellular component (GO): endoplasmic reticulum
Molecular function (GO): lipid binding
Source: RefSeq, a predicted model, not a curated record